AUGAAGGUUAUCGCUGCUUGUUUACUCGCUGUUUUGGGAGGAAAGAUUAGCCCAACUGCAGAGGAUAUUAAGGAAAUUCUUGCUUCAGUUGGAGCUGAUGCUGAUAAUGCUAAGAUUGAAUUGCUGAUGUCUCAAAUAAAGGGGAAAGAUAUUGCUGAGCUAAUUGCAAAUGGUAUGGAAAUGUUGGCAUCGGUUCCAUCUGGUGGUGGAGCAGCUGCCGCCGCCCCUUCCGGUGGGGCGGUUUCAGCCGCUGUUGCCGUCGAACAAAAGAAAGAGGAGAAGGUUGAGGCUAAAGAAGAGUCAGAUGAGGAGGAUUUCAGUUUCAAUUUAUUUGAUUAGAAUAUGCAAUUGAUAUGAACAAGUUUAGAACUUGAGCUUUUUUCUUUCAGUUUUUAUUUAUGGAUUGAAUUA
Molecule: messenger RNA, 411 nt
Organism: Impatiens glandulifera
Lineage: Eukaryota; Viridiplantae; Streptophyta; Magnoliopsida; Ericales; Balsaminaceae
Product: 60S acidic ribosomal protein P2-like
Exons: 3
Coding region: 1-339 (112 amino acids)
Biological process (GO): cytoplasmic translational elongation
Cellular component (GO): cytosolic large ribosomal subunit; ribosome
Molecular function (GO): structural constituent of ribosome
Source: RefSeq, a predicted model, not a curated record